UUCUAAUCAAAGGAACACACCCUCUUGAUAUCUGUAUUAUGACAUGUGACAAGAGUUUGAAAGUGUAGUAGUAUGUUGUUUUGUGGUCGGCGGUAAGAGAGUUUAGUAAAUGCUACACCAUAUUACGAACAACUAUGUCGGAGAUACAGGAUAACUAUGGCGGGGACGUCGUUUUAAGAAUAAAUGGCCAAGAAUUUCAGUGCAGGCGAAAAGAAUUAGCUAUGCGAAGUCCAUAUUUUGAAGCUAUGUUUACUCAUCGUUUUGUUGAAAAAGAUAAAAGAGUUAUUGAUAUGCAGGGUGUAGAACCUGAUGCUAUGGAAGUUGUACUGAAAUUUAUACAAACUAAUGAAAUUCCAUCUGAAAUUUUAAACUCUGAUAUGAUACUGUCAGUGCUUCAAGCCUCAAGUAUGCUGCAAUUUGAAGAUUUAAAAAAGACAUGUGUAAGACUGAUUGCUCAAGAAUGGUUAACAGUUGAAACUUGUUUACAAACAAUGCACAAAACAUAUGAGCUUGAUAUAAUUGAAUUAUACAAAAAAGCUAAAGCUUUUGCUUUAUGGGAGUUCUUCAAAGUGAAACUGUCACCAUCAUUUACUCAGCUUACGAUAGAACAGUUGGAAGACUAUUUAUCAAAUGAUGGUUUAAAUGUAAGAGAAGGAGAAUUUGAAGUUUUUGAGGCAGGAAUGAAUUGGCUACAAGAGAAUCCAGAAAGAGCAGAAUAUACAUGCAGAGUUCUACAGUGUGUUAGGUUCUCACAGUUGAGUGGUUCAGACAUAAAGACUAUGCUCCUGUAUCCCAUAAGUUCUGCAGGGAACAAACUAUUGAGGUUAAUUUUGCACUUGAAAGAGGCAUGUGGACACUCAUCAGAUGAAGAAGCAGAAACUUCUGCUGUACAUGAUUUAUCAUAUGAAGAUGAUAAGCUUUCUGCAUCUGUAACUCUUUCCCAGAUCUCACAACCUUGUCCAAAAAAUAAUUCUCUGGAGUGUCAGAGUAUAUGCUGUUGUCUGAAACCAAUUGUACACACAUCAGAUGGAAAUUUUGAAAAAAGAGCAUCAAAUGAAGAUCUUGUGAAAAGUGUUAGUGACUUCAGUGAAGGGGAGAAGAAUGCUGAUGAUUUGGUUUCAGAAGAUUUAAACCCUGAAAUGAAGGAAAUUGCUGCUAAGUUGGUGAAUACUCCAGCCAGAUUUAUACCUCUUGUCCCAUGUAUUGUUGGACAUCGAGUGGUACAUGAAAACAGAAACCCUAUUAAAAGAAUAUAUGUUAUAUACUUUGAAGGGAGAAAGUUAAUGCAACCAAUGCCACUUCUGCACUUGUCAAAAAUCAAUGAGGGUGUACAUGAACCAGUUGGGUAUCAAGUUAUCAGCAGAGGAAGGGAGCUUUUCAUUAUUGGGGGUGAAUAUUUUAUGGGACAUGCCAACUGGAACAAGUCUAUCUGGAAAUAUGAUAUAUUCAAGGAAGACUGGACAUAUGAAACAAGUUUACCAUCACCUAGAAGACAUCAUGCUGUGUGUUGUCUCAAUGAUGAAAUUUAUGUUAUUGGAGGUUUUGGGCGACAUAGAUUAAUAACAGCAUCUGUCACAAAAUACAAUGUUGUCACUAGAUCAUGGAUCGAGUGUUCAUCUCUUCCUCAGAAUAUGUACUCUGUGGCAUGCUGUGUUUAUCAAGGGUACAUUUUUGUGUUUGGUAUUGAAGUCUAUAUAUAUCACGUUGGAUCUGAUGUGUGGCAUACAUUCAGAGAACCUCCAAUAACAAACAACAUGGCAUUCAAUAGUGCAAUGCCAUAUGAAGAAAGUAUAUAUCUUACAGGUGCCUAUUCAUGUGACCUGAUAAAAUUUUCACCAUACAUUACAACAUCGGAGACAAGUGCAGAACAUGAAACUGUUGGAGCAUUUUACAAUCAGCCUUCAGGAGCAUGCUUGAUCCAUGAUAAAAUAUAUGCUUUUUCAACUGAUGAAAGUGGACAUAUGUCUGUUGAAUUAUAUGACAUCAAGAAGAAAUGUUUUCAGACAGUGUGGGAAGGCUGCGAAAAUGAAAUAUAUGGAAUUGUGGAUUUUAAUCCAAAAAGUAAUGUUGGUUGUUUCCCUAUGUGCCUGUAUUAAUGGCUGUGUUUCCACAUUUUAGGAGUCAUCACAAACAAGAUGGUGUGAGCACAAAUAACUUGACUGAUGCACACAUUAAAUAUGUGCCUGUCACUCACACGAAAAGAAAAUUUCAAAGUGAUAAUGUUCCUGUAUCUGUUAUACACUUCAUUGCUUGAGGUCUGUUCUGUAAGUUGGGUGAUGUGAUAUUUGUUUAGCAUUCAUAAUGUUUACUGCAGGGUCAUGGAAACAAUGUACCAUGGAGCAUUUUUACCUGGUUCUUUCUUCUACAUCAGUUAUUUUUUGUGCUGCUUAGUGGUUGGUGUAUUACUGAUAUAGUUGCUAAUAAAGAGUCAUUGUCUACAAUUGUUAA
Molecule: messenger RNA, 2448 nt
Organism: Schistocerca gregaria
Lineage: Eukaryota; Metazoa; Arthropoda; Insecta; Orthoptera; Acrididae
Product: kelch-like protein 38
Exons: 6
Coding region: 135-2096 (653 amino acids)
Molecular function (GO): protein binding
Source: RefSeq, a predicted model, not a curated record